AUGAAGUCUCGCCGUUCCAGCUGCACUGACUCUGGGUCUGAGAGCUCUGAGCCAGACUCCAAAAGCCCACAGAAGUUUGAAACAGCCACAAGGAGGCGGAUGGCUGCCAACGCCAGAGAGAGAAAAAGGAUGCAGGGUCUGAACACUGCAUUUGAUCGUCUCCGUAAAGUGGUGCCACAGUGGGGCCAGGACAAGAAACUGUCCAAAUAUGAGACUCUGCAGAUGGCCUUGAGCUACAUCAUGGCUCUGAAUCGGAUCCUGACAGAUGCGCAGAGACACAGUGCUCCUCACAGCCAGUGGAUGGACUCAUUUGACUGUGUGCAGCCAGAGAACUACUGCCUCAUGGGCUAUGACACUGUCCCAGAACAGGACUAUAUGCACUCCUCAUUCUACCCCAUGGAGGAGCAUCAGAUGCACUCUUAA
Molecule: messenger RNA, 423 nt
Organism: Boleophthalmus pectinirostris (great blue-spotted mudskipper)
Lineage: Eukaryota; Metazoa; Chordata; Actinopteri; Gobiiformes; Gobiidae
Gene: atoh7
Product: atonal bHLH transcription factor 7
Exons: 1
Coding region: 1-423 (140 amino acids)
Biological process (GO): regulation of DNA-templated transcription; neural retina development
Molecular function (GO): protein dimerization activity
Source: RefSeq, a predicted model, not a curated record